UGUUUGUUUUUCUGUAUAACCUUUUGUUUUCAGUGAUUGAGUCAUGGCAUCCAGGCAGGAGAAGGAGGAGAGGGCUGAGGCAGCAGCAUGGCAGGCAGCAUCUGAUCUCAGGGACGUUAAUAGAGAAAGAGAAUGCUAUGAAGAACGAGAGGCCAAAAUGGCCACAGAUCAACCACAACAAGAAAGACCAGGGGUUAUUGGAUCGGUGUUAAGAUCAGUUGCUGACACUUUGGGGCAUGCUAAAGAUGCUGUUGUUGGUAAGAGUUUUGAGGCUGCAGAGCAAACAAGGGAAACUGCUGAUGCAGCAGAAGAGAAGGCUAGAGAGAAUAAGGAUUCUGUUGCAGAGAAGGCGAAGGGGUAUAAGUAUUAUACGACUCAGAAGGCGAAAGAGACUACAGAUUCUGCUGCAUCUAAGAUAAAUGAAACCAAGGAAUCAGCUAAAGAGAAGGUUGAGAAGACAAAGGAAUCAGCAAAGCAAAAGAUUGGAGAGUAUGAAGAUAAGGCGAAAGAGUACAAAGAUUAUGCCGCUCAGAAAGCCAAGGACACCAAGGAUUCGGUGAUGGGAAAGGUCGAUGAGUACAAAGAUUAUGCAUCAGAGAAAGCUAAGGAAACAAAGAAUUCUGCUUUAGAGAAGACAGGUGAGUAUAAGGAUUACGCUGCAGAGAAGUCAAAGGAAACGAAGGAUUAUACAGCAGAGAAAGCAAAGGAAGGAAAGGAUGUUACUGUUAGUAAGCUCGGAGGGCUCACAGAGUCGGCUAAAGAUGCUGCAAGAAAAGCCGUGGACUUCUUAUCUGGUAAAAAAGAGGAAGUGAAAGAGAAAGCAGCAGAGACUACAGAGGCAACCAAGGAGAAAUUGAGUGAAACCGAGGAGGUGGCAAGGAGGAAAACGGAGGGGAUGAAGCUGAGAGCUGAAGAACAUAGAGAGGAAGCUGCCCAAAAAGAAGCUAAAGAUAUUGAAGCUGAAAGAGGAACUACAACAAGAGAGACAAUCUUUGACAGUCUAGGGUUUGGGUCAAUUAAGGACACCAUAAGAGGGAAGUUGACAACGGCAGAGGACAUUGCUGAAGAAACAAAGGCUGCACGUGAGCGCGGAGGUACCGGACGAAAGUGUUUAAAUAAAGAUACUGGGAAUGAGGAGAUGGUGAUCCCCAUUGAAGAGAAUGCCACGGGAGCUGUGGCAUCCAUCCUAAAAGCGUCCGAUCAGAUGAGUGGUCAAACUUUCAACGAUGUUGGACGAAUGGAUGAUGAGGGAGUCAUUCGAGUGGAAAUGGAAUGCACUCCAAAAUUGAGCAAAGAUCGCUGAGAGUUGAGGUAGAGAUAUAUA
Populus euphratica (Euphrates poplar) is the source of this 1324-nucleotide messenger RNA. RefSeq names its product embryonic cell protein 63 (gene ECP63). Gene Ontology annotation, cellular component: cytosol. The transcript has 3 exons. The record is from RefSeq and is a predicted model, not a curated record. Gene Ontology annotation, biological process: cold acclimation. NCBI's taxonomy places the organism in Eukaryota, Viridiplantae, Streptophyta, Magnoliopsida, Malpighiales, Salicaceae. Bases 44 to 1303 code for a protein of 419 amino acids.